This is a messenger RNA of Glycine soja, 561 nucleotides long. RefSeq lists its product as uncharacterized. NCBI's taxonomy places the organism in Eukaryota, Viridiplantae, Streptophyta, Magnoliopsida, Fabales, Fabaceae. Bases 1 to 561 code for a protein of 186 amino acids. The transcript has 2 exons. The record is from RefSeq and is a predicted model, not a curated record.
AUGGGCAUUACAAGUUCCGCCGCGUGCCUUGAUGAUCACCUGCAUCACCUUGAAUUGACCUUCCAGGUAUUAUCUGAUAAUCAAUUCGUUUUGAAAAUAACCAAGUACUUCUUUGCCCAAAACCAGGUUGAGUAUCUGGGUCACUUGGUCUUGCACAGAGGGGUGGAACCACUAGCCUCUAAGGUUGAAGCCAUUCAACAAUGGCCAACAUCGAGGACGGUGAGGACUGUUCGCAGUUUCUUGGGGAUGGUCGGAUUCUAUCAAUGUUUUAUUCGUGGAUACGGUUCGAUAGUAGCUCCCCUAGUCCAUGUCACCACUUUGGCGGAAUUCAAUUGGUCACCACAGUCCCAGGCUGCCUUUGACCAACUCAAGCAAGCAUUAUCUCAGGCUCUUGUCCUUGCCCUGCCGGACUUUGACCUUCCCUUCACCAUUGAAAUGGACGCGUCGAGGGUUGGUAUGGGUGUAGUCCUGUCCCAAAGGAACCACCCCAUAGCCUUCUUCAGUAAGCCCUUUCCGCCAAAGUUGCUUUGUGCCUCGGCCCACAUCGUGAGCUAUUCGUGA